UCCUGGAGCCAUUUUUUUUCUCCCUCCAGCGAGCGGCGCAGCGGCAGUGGAGCUCGGCGGUAACUUUUUAAAUCCGAGCCAUCUGCGCGUUUAUGACACUAAUAUCACCUGAAACGCGGCCGCAUCGAUAGUUAGGAAUCUCAUCUUCCAUGCAAGGUGAAUAUUUGUGAUAUAAAAGCAGCGCGUUGGUGUUAAAAACGCCGUUUAAAGUCAGGUCGGAGAGCAAAAAGAGAGACAGGAGCGACACACACACACACACACACACACACGAGAGCCGCGUCGGAGACGAUGAGAAGAGCGAUCUCAUCCUCGGCCCCGGAGAGUGUGAUCAUCACCGGGGUCGGGGGCUCUUCGCUGGACGAGAACGCGGUCCUGACGGCCCUGGGCUCCAACACACACACAACCACCUACAUCCACAUCAUCACCCCGCCGCCGUGCCUCACACACACUCCCGCCGUGUGUGUGUCCGAGUCUCCGGCCGCGAGCCUCUACAGCACCCCGACCGGGAGUGGACAGAGACCUGCGCUGGGACGGCCUCCGGCGAAGAGGCGGCUGGCUCUGGACGACUCGGAUCACCUGUACACAGCUGAAGUAGCCAAAACCCCCAAGACCCAAAAUGGAGGACCGCUAGCUGUGCUAAAGGGCAACAAAACUCCGAAGUCUCCGUCGGAGAAGACUCGCUACGACACGUCUCUGGGUCUCCUGACUAAGAAGUUUGUGCAGUUGUUGGGCCAGUCGUCGGACGGCGUGGUGGAUCUGAACCAGGCGGCCGAGGCGCUCAACGUCCAGAAACGGCGUCUCUACGACAUCACCAACGUGCUGGAGGGGGUGCACCUCAUCAAGAAGAAAUCCAAAAACAACAUCCAGUGGAUGGGCUGUAACCUUUCAGAGGUCGGUGGAGUAUUGACCCAUAAACAGACUCUGAGCAGUGAAGUGGCUCAGCUAGUGCAGGAGGAACGGAGGCUCGAUGAGUUGAUCCAAAGAUGCACGCAGGAGGUCAAGCAGAUGACCGAGUCGUCUCAGAAGCUCGCUUAUGUAACGUAUCAAGACCUCCGGCGGGACAGUAAUCUGAAGGAUCAGACGGUCAUCGUCGUCCGCGCUCCAUCCGAGACCAAGUUAGAGGUGCCCGAUCCACAAGAGGGCUUGCAAGUUCACCUCACGAGUACAAAAGGGCCUAUAGAUGUCUUCUUGUGUCCUGAUGAAAAUACCCCCGACAGUCCUGUGAAGAAUGAGAAUUCCGGGUUGAUUGGAAACUCCUCACCUUUUGUGAAAGUGUUAGAAGAUGGUGACUCCAGUCAUUCAGGCCCAGCAGUGACUGUCACCAACCUUUCCCCCAUUACAUCCCCCUACACCAGCCUGCUGCAACAAACGGAGGACCAGAACCCGUACUCGGAAUCGCCCUUCAUCAGCCUGGGCUCGCCACCGCUCAGCGACGACUACCUCAUGAGCCUAGGAGAAGGCGAGGGCAUUUCUGACCUCUUUGAUGACCUCGAUCGCCUCCCCAAUCUGGAUGAUCUUCUAUGCAACUGAAGGGGCACGUUAGACUCCUGAUUGGAUUGACCCGGUCAGGUACCACUCACGGGAGGGUGCAAACUUGUAGGUGUCCUUGAUUCAGGAGUGUGGGAAGAUGCAUUUUUUUCAUCUUCUUGUGCAUCCUGAAUUAUGUGAUGCUUGGAGAAUGGUCUACCCUCUUCCAGCCUGGUUCCUGUGAGACUGUGAUAAAGGAACCUCCAGUGUUACUUGACUAAGUGUUUCUCAUCUAAUCAUGUUAGAAAAUUUUCCUGCAAGUGGCUCCUGUCCUGUGUAUUACAUUAAAGAUCGGCACUGGGAACUCAGCUUUAGUGAUACCACUAAUGCAGGGUGGAUCUCGGUCAUCUUCCUAGUGGAAACUGCUCGUUUAUAGCUGAGGAAUGUCCAGAGGAAUGGCAACUGUUCCUACACUGAUAACUGCAGCUCUCAAGUGCCCAUGAAUUGGUGACUUGAUGGUUUCCAGUUCGUUUUACACUCUCUCAUACAACUUGGAUGCUCCUUCUGACCAAGAUCUUCCAACUUGCAGAUGCCUUGAUUUUGGGAGUUGGUGAGCAUCUCCCUUUACUUCCUCGUCUUUCCAUCAACAUUUAGGAGCUCCUCUACAAACAGCUUUGGAUGGUUCCUGGAUGGUUCCUCCCUAUCCUCAGUCCUCGUGUGCGUACGGCCGUACGCAGACUUGAAUGAUUAUUGUUGACUUUUCAUCAUACCUGAAGGUGAAGAUAAACUCUUGGUAAAGAUCCAGGUGAAUGGGUCCAGUGGAAUAAAUCAAGCUCUGUGUAGAAUUACACAGCAAUGCUCACAUCAUGUGCUGCUGUUUUUAUUCCCACAGUGAUGGGAGACAAGCAGAGAUGGGAUUCUUAAAGCUGCUCUUUAUUGCGUUCAGUGCUGCUGCAGAUUUCUUCCGCUCCCUUGUGUGAGAAAUCACUUCAUCGUUCGCAUCGAUGCUUUCAGACUGUAUUGAAGUAUAGAUCUGUCCAGUUUAACUUCUUCUUUUAGCCUGGAGCCAAAGGUCUCUAGAUAUUCACACCAUGUUUUUUAUUUCAUGGAAUAUUGAUGCCACUGACAGGAUCUCCAGCUGAUUUUGAGAUGAUGGAUGGUGAUUUGAGGAAUCUGCCUGUUUCAGUGGUGGGGUUCAUUUCAGUUUUGAAAGUGCACUUUAGAACUCACUGGCUUGGCUGUAUGUUUACCAAGCUGUCAUCCAUUUACAAAUCAUUUUUAACCAUUUUUAUGGAUAAAAUUUAGGGAAUUCCUUUUUUAAGGAACUGAUCGAUAUUCUCAUUGGAUAUCUUGAGCUUCAGAUUAAAUGCAUGUUUUUACGCAAAGGCCUGGUGCCCUUGGUGUAGAUACCGUUUGUUAUGUACAUGUGGUACUGUACAUUUACAUUUUAAAGGAGUGCUUCACAUUUAGUCUUUUCCCCCUGUACCACUAAUCAGCCCAGACCUGUUUCUUUCGUUUCAGCCCCAUAGCUAAGUGUUAACCUGUACGAUUUUGUUUUCCAUUUUCUCUCAUAAAAAGCAUGUCCUAGAAAGGCCAAACAACCUCUAGGAGAACCAGGAAGCCAUGUCCAUCAAACUGCAUACAGAUAUGUAAACAAAAACAUGAUUUUAAUGUGAAAACAAUUGAGCAAAAUAUAGAAAAUCAAGUGUUUUUAAAAAAAAAAUAAAAAUAAAAAAAGCUGUGUUUUGGAGUGGACACAAGACAAGUUCAGACGAACAAAACACUGCAUUUGGAUUUUUUUUCCCAAAUAUAACCAUGACAAUACAAUAAUAACGAUGAUGGGUAAAUGAGAUGAAUCUCCCUCGUUCUUUAUAUUUGGUGAAACAGACCAGGAAUAAGUGUGUGGAAAAAGUUCUAACCUGUAGAGUGUGUGUGUGUGUGUGUGUGUGUGUGUGUGUGUGUGUGUGUGGGGUUAGUUUGGGGAAAUUUACUUUAAUGUUUUAUUUUUGUGUGUAGGAUCGAGUCGUUUCAGUAAGUGUGUGCUUGGUGAAACCUCCAGCUUCUACAGUUCCACACUGUACGUGUUAAUAUUGUGUAUCGAUCAUGUGUCUGUAGAAUAAUCCCACAGCGUACCUAAAAUAUAAUAAAACAAUCGUUCAUUUAUAUUACCAUCGCCCGAAGGACGUGGGGAAAUGAUGGUAUGUUAGUGUCACAUUCUGGUUGGUUCUCCUAAGGGCACUAGGUAAUAAUUUCUAUAAGUUUUGUUAAUAAUCCUGCAUUUCAUAAAAAGCCACAAAUUAUUUCUAAACAGUGAGGAAAUGUUUAGAUUUAGGGGGAAAAAAAGAACAAAACGGUUGUAUGAAAGUGUCUUGUGUGUGUUGUAGAGUUCAGGAUCAGUUACUGAAAGCCGUUGCUGUAUCAGUGCCUUCACCAGCUAUGCAGAGAUCCAGUUUAAGCAAACCUUUAACUUCAGAGCUGGUCGUCCACCAUGGCUAACAUUCCUCCUGUAAAAUAUAAAACAGUGGCGUUUACACAACCCUUUACAGGAACCUGGUCCAGGGCACACACACUAAAUACAAUCAAGAGUGUUAAUCUCACACACACACACACACACACACACACACACAGCUUGUAGCUUGCUGAUAUUUUCACACCGGUGGCUUGAUGAAGAUUCACGUUUAGCAGAUGAAGAGUAUUUCCACUGGUCAUCUGUUUCUAAGCUGUUUUAUUAAUGCAGUCAUGUUAGGAUUUCAGGUGCAGUACUCUGUUAGCCCCGAAAAUAAAUAAACCAGUACAAUAACAAAGUGAGGAAGAAUAAAUCCCCAGGGCACAUUAGACUGUUUAAGAACUACUUACAAAAUAUAUCCAGGACUUGGCUUAGAUUUAGAUUUGUGAACUAAAUUCUAAAGCCUGGUACAUGAUUGUAAGAUCCUGAAGUUGUACAAGUAUCUGUUCCUUCAUGAGAUUAAUAAGCCUUUAACUGAUAGACGAUUUAUCACUUUCCAUUUGUGCUGAGAAGCUUCAUUAUCAAUUUUCCUCAGCUUUCAUUACUCCAGGACUAUAGAUUAGCAUUCUGCUCUUUCACCUUAAGGCUGUAUUUUAUUUUUAUUUAUUAGAAACGUCACCACUGGGGCUCUGGAAUUAAAUUACCUGCUUUAUCUGUGACCAAGAACCUUCACCUGCUUUCUUUACUGUCUGCUGUUUGUUUUUUUGGCUCAUUGACAUCCCACAGUGGCCACUAGUGACCAUCACUGGUCUAUGCAACCCCCAGUUUACACACACACACACACACACACACACUGUCCCCUUUGCUCAUGAUGCUUUUGACACGGCUGAACAGAUAGACACAGCUAAUUAGAAAAUUAAUUAAUGACCUGAUCUGGAAAAUCUAUUUGCUUUGCCAUACAGAGAGUCAGGAAAAAGCUCUCUUCUGCUUCACAAUAUCUAAAUCUCUGUUCAUCUUCAAGCCAAGAGCACAUGAUGCUGCAGUAGAGCUUGACCAGCUCUCUCUCCUGGCUGAGAUGAUUACUCGUGUGUGUUUUAUGCAAUCUUCUCCAGUUCCAGCCUGGACUUCUGGCCUUCGCCUCUUUAACCUGGUCUUAAACACCAGCAACCAUUAAAGCGAGGUUCUCCGCUCUGGGUCAGAGGAACCGCCUGAGCUUUUUCCUCAAACAGUCAAACACGUUAGUAGAUCGUGUGUUUAAUGAGGUGAAGAAUUCUUGAAAGGAUUGAAGUUUCGUAACUAUAAUGCAAACAAGUUUCCCGAAUCUGUUCCAGAACGAUCGGGAGACUCGGCUGACCUUUAGGAGAAUCCUCAGGAUUUUAGAUUAGCAAUUAUAUUGUUCCCCAUAAAAAUCUGAGCUGUGUUGAUGUCUGCGUGUGUUUCUGUACAUUAACAGUAAUAUGUUGAAUAUUCACGCUUUCCUGUUUCAAGUGUUACUGCCAUGAAGGAUCCAUGCUUUUGAUUUAUUCAUGAGAACUGAUUAAUCUUCUAUAAUAAACAUCCUUUUCUUUUGUUUGGAAUGGUUUAAGAAUAAAUUGAGGUGGACGUUUUUGUUUUUAUUAGGAGAAAAACUCCUGGCCAAAUGCAUUUGAAGGAAAUCCAUUAGAGCACCAAAGUGUUGUUCUCCCAUCUCCUCUUUUUUUCAAGUUAAACUUAUGUACAUCAAUAGAAUAAUGAGCGUAUGAAAAUCCACCCUUAACGAUGGAGAACCUCGCCGAUAUUUAUUGUCCUUAAAUUAAUCACUUAAUAUUUAAUGCCUCCACAGCGUCUCACUCCCGUUUCUCCAUAUUUCUGUCCUGUGUUUCUUUAAUUGCACAUUUUAUUCUCCACUCUUAGUAAUUUUCCUGAUGAAAAAUGAAUGUGAGAACAGCUUGCUGUUUAUGAUGUACUCUGAUUUGUUUUUUUUAGCAUGAAAAUGUGUGCGUGUAAAAUAAGGUUUUAAAUUUCAGUGUUUUUUGAUAAGCUUUCAACAUAUGAUGUCAUUAUCAGCUUUGAGAGAAAAAUAAUGUAGAUAAAUGUCUUAAAUAGAGCCUCUGUUUGGGGAAGAAAUACUGAGUGUAUUUUACUCUGUUCUUUUCACCGGAUUAUGAAUAAAAGCAAUA
Messenger RNA from Hemibagrus wyckioides, 6072 nucleotides. RefSeq names its product transcription factor E2F3-like. The record is from RefSeq and is a predicted model, not a curated record. Gene Ontology annotation, biological process: regulation of transcription by RNA polymerase II. The coding region runs from base 289 to 1530 and encodes 413 amino acids. Gene Ontology annotation, cellular component: RNA polymerase II transcription regulator complex. NCBI's taxonomy places the organism in Eukaryota, Metazoa, Chordata, Actinopteri, Siluriformes, Bagridae. The transcript is spliced from 7 exons. Gene Ontology annotation, molecular function: RNA polymerase II cis-regulatory region sequence-specific DNA binding; protein dimerization activity; DNA-binding transcription factor activity, RNA polymerase II-specific.